Molecule: messenger RNA, 6643 nt
Organism: Melopsittacus undulatus (budgerigar)
Lineage: Eukaryota; Metazoa; Chordata; Aves; Psittaciformes; Psittaculidae
Gene: CBLB
Product: Cbl proto-oncogene B
Exons: 19
Coding region: 149-3070 (973 amino acids)
Biological process (GO): negative regulation of epidermal growth factor-activated receptor activity; cell surface receptor signaling pathway
Cellular component (GO): plasma membrane; membrane raft
Molecular function (GO): SH3 domain binding; receptor tyrosine kinase binding; phosphotyrosine residue binding
Source: RefSeq, a predicted model, not a curated record
UGCGGGCUGCAGGGCAGUAGCUCCCGGAGCUUCCCUGCGGGGCAGCAUCAGCGCCGCAGAGCAGAGUCCUACAGGGCGCUCGGAGGGAGGAGAACCUCACUCGACAGACGCCUCUUCUGCGGGCCGCUCAAACGGGCUCGGCUCCCAGAUGGCCAAUUCCCUCAACGGCCGCAACCCGCGCAAGGGACGGAUCCUGGGCUUCAUUGAUGCCAUUCAGGAUGCUGUGGGCCCCCCUAAGCAGGCGGCUGCCGACCGGAGGACGGUGGAAAAGACCUGGAAGCUUAUGGACAAAGUGGUGAGAUUGUGCCAAAACCCGAAGCUUCAACUGAAAAACAGCCCACCUUACAUACUAGACAUUUUACCUGACACUUACCAACAUUUACGACUUAUACUGAGCAAAUAUGACGACAACCAGAAACUUGCCCAGCUCAGUGAGAAUGAGUACUUCAAGAUCUACAUCGACAGCCUCAUGAAGAAAUCUAAACGGGCUAUAAGGCUCUUCAAAGAAGGAAAGGAAAGAAUGUAUGAGGAGCAGUCACAGGACAGGAGGAACCUCACGAAGCUGUCCCUCAUCUUCAGCCACAUGCUAGCAGAAAUCAAGGCCAUCUUUCCAAAUGGCCAGUUCCAAGGUGAUAACUUUCGUAUCACCAAAGCUGAUGCUGCAGAUUUCUGGAGGAAAUUCUUUGGAGAUAAGACUAUAGUGCCAUGGAAAGUGUUCAGGCAGUGCCUUCAUGAAGUUCAUCAGAUAAGCUCUGGUUUGGAAGCAAUGGCUCUUAAAUCAACUAUUGAUUUGACCUGCAAUGACUACAUUUCAAUUUUUGAAUUUGAUAUCUUCACUAGGUUAUUUCAGCCAUGGGGCUCAAUCUUAAGGAAUUGGAACUUCCUAGCUGUGACGCAUCCUGGGUACAUGGCAUUCCUCACAUACGAUGAAGUGAAAGCAAGGUUGCAGAAAUACAGCACUAAGCCUGGGAGCUACAUUUUCAGACUGAGCUGCACUCGUUUGGGACAGUGGGCCAUUGGAUAUGUGACUGGUGAUGGGAACAUAUUGCAGACCAUACCUCACAAUAAGCCUCUGUUUCAAGCUUUGAUUGAUGGCAGCCGGGAAGGAUUCUAUCUGUUCCCUGAUGGACGAAGUUAUAAUCCUGAUUUGACAGGGUUAUGUGAACCCACACCCCAUGACCACAUAAAAGUCACACAGGAGCAGUAUGAAUUGUACUGUGAAAUGGGUUCCACUUUUCAGCUGUGUAAGAUCUGUGCAGAGAAUGACAAGGAUGUGAAGAUAGAGCCUUGUGGACACCUUAUGUGCACUUCUUGUCUCACAGCGUGGCAGGAAUCUGAUGGCCAAGGAUGCCCCUUCUGCCGCUGUGAAAUCAAAGGAACUGAACCAAUCAUUGUGGAUCCCUUUGAUCCAAGGGAUGAAAACUCCAGGUGCUGCAGUAUCAUUGACAGCUUUAGUAUGCCCAUGCUGGACUUGGAUGAUGAUGAUGAUAGAGAAGAGUCUUUAAUGAUGAAUCGUUUGGCUUCAGUCAGAAAGUGCAAUGAGAGGCAGAAUUCACCAGUGACUUCCCCAGGAUCUUCUCCUCUUGCACAAAGAAGGAAACCGCUUCCAGACCCCCUGCAAAUCCCACACCUUAGUCUUCCACCUGUACCUCCUCGCCUGGAUCUUAUUCAGAAGGGAGUAGCACGGUCACCGUGUGCCAGCCCAACUGGAUCACCAAAGUCUUCUCCUUGUAUGGUGAGGAAACAAGACAAGCCUUUGCCAGCACCACCACCUCCCUUGCGUGAUCCUCCACCACCCCCACCAGAGAGACCCCCUCCCAUUCCACCAGACAACAGGAUAAGCAGACACCUCCAUCAUCCAGACAGUGUGCCUUCCAGAGACCAGCCGAUGCCCCUUGAAGGCUGGUGUCCCAGAGAUGUGUUUGGGACAAGUCAGUUGGUAGGAUGUCGAAUGGGGAAUGAGGCUUCUCCCAAACCAGGACUGACUGCAGUUUCAAACAUAAAUGGAAGGCACAACCGCAUAAGUUCUGAUCCAGGAUUUAUGAGGAAACACAGACGUCAUGAACUGCCAGCAGAAGGUGCCAAGGUAUUUUCAAAUGGUCAUCCGAUAAAUGAAGAAUAUGAUGUUCCUCCACGGCUUUCACCCCCUCUUCCAGCUGCCUCCGUCAUCCCUAGUUUAAAGUGUCCUGUUCCUUCAGCAAAUUCUCUGUCUGAUAAAUCAAGGGAUCACACAGAUGAUGAUGAUGAAUACAAAAUUCCUUCUUCACAUCCUGUAAUACUGAGCUCACAACCACCUCAUGGUCAUAAUAUAAAACCGCUUGCUCGGGUAUGUGAGAAUGGUCAAUGUGCUGGAGUAACGAAUGGAACGCACAGUGCUGCUACUGCUGAGAUGAAGAAAUCAAAACAUCCAGAGCUGGGAGAUGUCUGUGAUGCACCUACUGUUCCAGUACCUUUGCCACCUGCACGACCUCCUACCAGAGACAACCCAAAACACAGCUCUUUGCUCAACAGGACACCCUCCGAUUAUGAUCUACUGGUGCCCCCUUUAGGUGAAGAUGCAUUUGAUAACUCACCCCCUUCACUACCACCACCGCCACCGCCUGCUCGGCACAGCAUGAUUGAGCACACAAAACCUGCUGGCUCAGGAAGCCGACCUUCUUCAGGACAUGAGCUGUUCCUUCAUUCUGAUGCCCAUUUUGAUCCAAUAACUGGUCAUGUUCCUUUGCCACCUGCUCGUAGAGUAACUGGAGAAAAUGUCAAAACAAAUAGGACAUCUCAAGACUAUGAUCAACUUCCUCCCUCUUCAGAUGGUUCACAAGCACCAGCCAGGCCCCCUAAGCCACUUCCUCGGAGGACUGCACCGGAAAUACACCACAGAAAAGCAUACAGCUCUGACAGUUCAAUGGAAAACGUGGAUGCAAAGAUUGCAAAACUCAUGGGAGAGGGCUAUUCCUUUGAAGAAGUCAAGAGGGCACUUGAAAUUGCCCAGAAUAAUGUUGACGUGGCCCGUAGUAUUUUAAGAGAGUUUGUCUGUUUUCCCCCACCAGUUUCCCCACGUCUCAAUCUAUAGCAGCAUCAAGACUUCCUCGGAGCGUGGGAAUUCCACGUGUACAUGUGUGGAUGGAGGAAUGAAAGAAGAGAACGGGAUAUUUUCCUUUCAUCCUUAGUAGAAGGGUGUUUGUUUCCAGCCGUUUCUCAAAGGCUCAUGGCUGCUCUGAUCAAGACUUAUAAAUAUGCUGAGGCUGAUGUAUUUUUGCUAGCCAUACUUUUUUAAAUCAGGGUUGAACUGACAAAGUAAUUUAAAGAAGUUUACUUCCCUAGAACUUUUAAUCUGUGAAAUGCUUUUUCUUGUUUACAAGUUGACAAGUUACAGUUUUUCUAGUUGGUGCCUGUACUAUGUUCCUGUUCCUAUUUCCUUGUACCUGUGGUCAGUUCUGCUGUAGCAUUCCCAACAGUUUCCAUGCUGACCACCCCAUCAACUAAAUAAUCACUUUCCAGCAGUUCUGUGUUUGGGUUUUGUUUGGUUUUGAUUUGGUUUUCUUUUAUCAUCUUGCAAGAUGCUUUAAUUAUUGUUUGCAUUUCAGCUCAUCAAAUGCAAAAGUAUGUGGCCUUCACUACUGAUAUAUUUGUUUUUCCUUCUGAGAUGACUUUGCUUUUGAGAGAGGAAAUACCUGAAUGUAAAAUGCAUUGUUCUGUUUAUGAACUGCCUUUUUAAAGGUGUUUUGACAGUAAUGUUGGGCAGCUUUCUGUUUAACAUGAUCUCCACGACCUGUCAUUCUCUAUACAGUUUCCAUAAAGAAAAUCCCAACCAACAAAUAAAACACUUCCUGCAGUGGUGAUACUGAGUUCUAACAUGUCAAAGCUUUCAGAUUUGAGUAUUUGAUUGCAAAUGUUCUAAAAAGCCAAACGCACGUGACAAUACCGUGUUUUGACUACACACCACUGGCACCAGUUCUCCCUGGCCUGUGUAAACUGAGGCAUGCCAGACUAGAAGGAAUCUUUUUGAAUCCUAUGAAUGAUAUUCAGGUAAAUUCCAGUUCUAGUUUCCCUAAAGUAGAAUGCGGUUAAUUUCUUGUUUGAGUGAUUAUCCUGUGGUUCAUUGUGGCUUGGAUCGGUUUGUAUUAACAUGGAAACUUUAAGUCUGUGAUGCACUGUUCAUUUCUAAUGCUACUGUAGCAAUAUUUUUUUGCAAAGUUCAUAACCUUUUCACCUGUACACUUCACCAUUUUCAAGUGUGUGUCUAAUACCCAAAUUCAUUCCCUCUCUUUCCAGCUGCUGAGUUGGAAAUACGUUUUUGCUUUGCUUGGUUAGUGAUACUCCAGGCUUUCACAUCUUACUUGUUGAGCCCAAAUCGAUGCAGGCCAAAUUAAAAACCUUCCCAAAUUUAGAAAAGAGAGAGAGAAAACAACUCUGUUCUUAGUACACUCCAAGUUAAGAGUCCGGAUAUUUCCAGAAUAAUACUUAAGAUUGCUGCUUUCUUGUUUAUUUUCAGGAAACUUUGAAAUCUUCUUUGCUUUUACUGCUAUUGAAAAGAUAAAAUCAUGAGGUAGUUAGAAUAUUGAUCACAUUCGAGAUGUGACCAGUGUACAAGAAUUCUCACAGCGUGCUAAGAUGGUUGUGAGGUACGUAUUUAUUGUUCCCUAUCAGCUGUUGGUGUUCUCCUUCACUCAGAGCAAGUGGUAAAGGUUGUUUCACUUCCAGGAUCAGAUCUCAGCAGCCAAUGCAUUUGUUUUAAAGUUUAUUUUACCAACAGCAAAUGGCUGAAUUGCAGGAUCCAAACUAACUGGAAAUACCCAGUGGAAAUUACUGUGAUACCCAGUGCCAUCAUUUCAUUAAAAAAACCCAACUUAUUCUUUAAACUAAUUAAAUUAUUUUGUAGCAUCACAAAGCACAGUAUGGAUGUAAUUUAUCUGCUUCAGUGAUAAAAGGUGAUCAGGAGGAAUGUGGGUAUAAGGAAGAGCUUCACUUCCAUUUUGAUUGAAGCGAAUGAUUGUGAGUUUGUUUUAGAAAAGGGCAUUUGCACCAUCCAUUAAAUGUUCAUUCAGUUUUCAUUCAACAGCGUAUGAAAAGUAUUAAGUUAUGGUCUGUGCUUUUAGUUCGUCUUUUCUCUGUUUUGUGGAAAACUUCUGCAUAGCUUGAACCUUCUUGUUCAUUUGCUUUGUUUACAACACCACUGUAGCAUUUUAGCUAACUGUAUAUUCAAAAUGAUUCAUGCUAUGAAAUACUCUGGUUGUACUGGAAUGACUUAUAUGAGGUUCUAGGUUCACACAGCAGUGACAACACUUCACAAGGACGAGAAAACCAUCUGCAGAUUGACUUUUGAAGUUCUGAAUUGUAAUGGGGAGGUCAUUUUCCCACUGUCAUGCAGCAGCUUAGUAUAAAUUACAGGCUUGUGUUUCAGUUCCUGCCUGCAACUGCUGCCCGAUAGAGUAAAGGUUUUAGUUUUCUCCUCCUCCUUUCUGGUUGUGACCACCAGUGAUGCUUUUUUCAUGCAGUGUGUGUUAAGAAAAGCUUGAUGAGCAAUAUUCUGAGGGGUAACUUGAAGAGAGUUCCAUUAAUCUUUAAAUGAGCGUGCUGAUAAUACUUCUAAAUAGUGGAACGUGAAGAUUAUUUCAACCCCGUUUUGGUUAAUAGUCUUAAAGUCAAACGGAGCAGAAUUGCUUUACCCAGAGUGUUGAUGUUUACUCAGCAGGAAUUAAUAGGCUUAACAUAAAUUAAUCUGGCUGCAGUCUAGUUCUCUAAACACACAGUUCUCUAAACAUCUUUUAACCUUUGAAAGAUGUCAGGAUUUGAGCCUGGCAGUGUGUUAUGCACAUAUUUAACUUUAAGGAAGGCUGACUUCAGUGGAAGUGCUUGAAUGAAUAAAGUUGGUUAAACUCAGAAAUGUGCCAUCAUAUUUCUUCCAGUUAUAUGUCAUUGCAGGCUUUAAACCACCAUUCUGAUGUGUGUUGGCCUCACUUUUGGUCUCCUUUUUUGCUGAUUUACUGCAUUUUAAGCAAAUUGAUGAAACCAGAAGUUGAGCAGUGAGGGGACAUCAGCAGCAGCAUGUAUCUCUUCCAAAGACAGAAUAGAAAAAGAUUGGAAUCGUGAUAAAAUGAAUGAUUAGCUAUGGUAAUGGCUUGGCUAGAACCCUGAAAUGGCCCAUGGUUAUAUUUGUUAAUGUUCUGUAUGUCAAGAGUGCAUCUGGCACAGGGGUUUUCAUAAUGUGAAUUUAGGAAGUUUUGUACCAGGAUCAUUUCUUCUGUUAUGUUUCUCUCAUUUUCAGCUUGAAGCUUUACUUUGCACUGAUGACUCUGACCUGAAAGCAUUUAAAUUUGUGUCGUAAAGCUUGACAUAUUUUGAAGCAAACGAACACCGUAUUGUAAGCAAAUUCAAGUACUACCUGUUGUUGACCUGGAAUUCAGCGCUUUUAGGAAUGACUUCUUGAAAAAGGACUUCAGUAGUUUCCAUUUUGAAGGAUUUUCUUUCAAGUACCUUUUUUAUCUGAAAAUGCCUUUUAUAAAUUUGUCUAACAUGUGGCAAACUUAGUGAUGUGUUCAAUUAAUUUAUAUUUUAUUCAACAUUAUUUUCAAAGUUUGGGUUUUAUGUAUGCUCAAGUUCUUUAUCUGUUCAUGUAAGGUAUUUUAUAAAAUGAAUGUUAACA